AUGAGGAGACUGAGUUCAGAUACCCAGCCCCAUCCAAAUACUCAGAUGGAGGAAGAAGGGGAAAUCAUCAUCCCCUUUGCUAAAUGUUCCAGAGUUGUCAGCCGAAUUUCAAAUACCUGCUUGCCUUCUCAGAGUUUAAGUCUGACACCCAAGAAUUAUGAAGACUUCUUUUGGGAGAACAUGAGUCAAAGGCCCAGCCUCGCCUGGAUGGAGGAACAGUACAUUCCACCCCCACUGAGAGUCUCUGGUAGCUCACAGCCUGACCUGUAUCGCCCAGAAGGGCUCCUACCCCCUGAGAUGCUUUGCAGAAGAAAAAGGAGAUCACAUGUGUCAGGGAUGCAGCAGGGAACGGGAGGCAUCCCAGCCCAAGUAAGGGCUGUCACUUACCACCUGGAGGAUCUAAGGAGGAGACAGAGAAUCAGCGAUGAACUGAAGAAGGCCCAGUGGGGCAACUCUGGGGCUGUAUCUGUGCCCCUAAUGCUUGAUGAAGGUGACUGUAGAUUCACCCAAUGUCCUGAUAGAGAUGAGGAGAGAGCACCCUAUCCACAGGAAGAGGACCAUUGUCUGAAGCCUGGAAGGGCCCAGCUGCUUUGGUCUCCCUGGAGUCCCCAGGACCAGGAGGGGUCUUGCUCUUCCCGGCAGCACGUUUCCUACAGCACUGACACAGCCAGUGAGAACCCCCUUUACAAUUCCUGGCGGCUGGAGCUGCAGUCUGAGGAGUAAGGAGAAAUUAUCCCAGUCCAAGAGGAUGGCACCGACUGGAACCCAAGUCUAGCUCUCCUCGCUAGCAUCGCCUCAGUUUCUGGCAUCAAGGCAUUUCCCUUGACUUCAGCCUCCCCCCGCCCCCCAACUUCCUCUCCCAUUAAAUACUCCCCUCCCCGGAGUAUCACCUCGCAACCCAGCUCCACUAAACUCCCCACCUCCUGUUGUCUCCCAGGCCCCGCGGCCUGUAACUUCGUUCUGCCUGUUCCAUUAAAAAGUAGAGUAAGUUGA
This is a messenger RNA of Suncus etruscus (white-toothed pygmy shrew), 993 nucleotides long. It is a transcript of the gene INCA1, whose product is annotated as inhibitor of CDK, cyclin A1 interacting protein 1. Gene Ontology annotation, biological process: negative regulation of cyclin-dependent protein serine/threonine kinase activity; negative regulation of cell population proliferation. The record is from RefSeq and is a predicted model, not a curated record. Gene Ontology annotation, molecular function: cyclin binding; cyclin-dependent protein serine/threonine kinase inhibitor activity. NCBI's taxonomy places the organism in Eukaryota, Metazoa, Chordata, Mammalia, Eulipotyphla, Soricidae. The transcript has 6 exons. The coding region runs from base 1 to 723 and encodes 240 amino acids. Gene Ontology annotation, cellular component: cytoplasm.